Messenger RNA from Arachis ipaensis, 846 nucleotides. Lineage: Eukaryota; Viridiplantae; Streptophyta; Magnoliopsida; Fabales; Fabaceae. The record is from RefSeq and is a predicted model, not a curated record.
ACGGAUGCUGAGCGCGUUGCAACGUUGGCUGGUGACGUUGCAACGGAUGCUGGUGACGUUGCAACGGAGGCAGGGCGCGUUGCAACGUUGGCUGGGGGCGUUACAACGGAGGCAGGUUGCGUUGCCACGGUUGCUGGUGACGUUGCAACGGAGGCAGGGCGCGUUGCAACGGAUGCUGGUGACGUUGCAACGGAUGCUGGUGACGUUGCAACGGAGGCAGGGCGCGUUGCAAUGUUGGCUGGGAGCGUUGCAACGGAGGCAGGGCGCUUUGCAACGUUGGCCGGGGGCGUCGCAACGGAGGCAGGUCGCGUUGCCACGGUUGCUGGUGACGUUGCAACGGAGGCAGGGCGCGUUGCAACGGAUGCUGGUGACGUUGCAACGGAGGUAGGGAGCUUUGCAACGUUGGCCGAGGGCGUCGCAACGGAGGCAGGUCGCGUUGCCACGGUUGCUGGUGACGUUGCAACGGAGGCAGGGCGCGUUGCAACGUUGGCUGGGAGCGUUGCAACGGAUGCUGGUGACGUUGCAACGGAGGCAGGGCGCGUUGCAACGUUGGCUGGGGGCGUUGCAACGGAGGCAGGUCGCGUUGCCACGGUUGCUGGUGACGUUGCAACGGAGGCAGGGCGCAUUGCAACGGAUGCUGGUGACAUCAUUGCAAUUGUUGGUCUUCAACGAGGAAUUCCUAGUAAGCGCGAGUCAUCAGCUCGCGUUGACUACGUCCCUGCCCUUUGUACCCACCGCCCGUCGCUCCUACCGAUUGAAUGGUCCGGUGAAGUGUUCGGAUCGUGGCGACGUGGGCGGUUUGCUGCCGGCGACGUUGUGAGAAGUCCACUGAACCUUAUCAUUUAG